CUUAAAGCAGUCCAACUGCGAAACCAGCAGGAGAAAGCAUACAAGGAAACCCCGAGUUCUCAGGCCCUCUACAGGCUACGCCGGCUGCAGCGCAAUGUCCCAAAUACAUUUAACCGAUUAUCCACGGCUCUCAUGAAGCAAAUAUGAGAGGAAUUCGAUAGGAAACAGGCUGUCAUUGACAUCGAGCGUCAGCUCUUGGGAACAGCUAUCAAUGAUAAAGAAGCCAAAGAAGUCCUCCGUACCGAAGAUCAGAUGUCACCGGAACAGAUUAACCUGAUUGAAAAUCUCUUUUCCUGGCCCACUUCCCCUUCCCUUGAAGAAGAGUGGAAGCGACAAAAUGCAGCCACGCGAGCGGUCUCACAGUAUUGCCCCAUCCCUGAAGGAGGGCCCUUGCGCAGGCGGCCCAAGCGAUCGGUACCCAGUAAUGGAUUUGGCAGUGAACUGCAAGCUAAUUAUAAGUGCAGCGCCAACAAAAACUGCUAACCAGUCCUCCAUAAGAUGCACCUGCGCAACCAUGCGGCUACUGUUCACCGUCUCAUAACGUGACCUUUAGUUAUGCAAACAGUUGUUUCCGGACAUCAAAUUUCUCAUAGGCAGUUUAGAAUAAAAAUCUUUUCUUUAGGGGCAAGAUAAGAGGUUCUUAAAG
Molecule: messenger RNA, 646 nt
Organism: Aspergillus alliaceus
Lineage: Eukaryota; Fungi; Ascomycota; Eurotiomycetes; Eurotiales; Aspergillaceae
Exons: 1
Coding region: 253-483 (76 amino acids)
Source: RefSeq, a predicted model, not a curated record